AUGAUGAGGAUGAUGUUACUCACCGACUACGGGUUCGCAGGAUCGCCUAAGCUAAAGCUAUGGGAUUUUAUCCAAACUAGCAGCAAACCGAUGGUUGCACAACCGGGAAUGUUCAAGUUCUCAGCGAUAACCCCGCCAAGAGUUGGCCAGAAAUUAAGUUUAAUGGCGCCUACUCGAUUCCUCGCCCGUACCAUGGGCCCAACGCUCCUCGCCCUCUCAGCCUCAGAAUAUCGAAACUGGGAUGUUUUCCCAAAAAGCUCGCCCGCGGUGGUACUUCUGAACGGUACCAUUCUUUUCGCCUGCGGGGUUGGGAUCGUUCAGUCUCAUAACGUAUGGCAUCCUCCGCAAGCUCUUCUGGUGACGGCACUAGGCUGGUCGAUCUUGGCACUUGGUGCUUCGCGAAUGGCCGUACCGGAACUUAUUUUGUCGUCGGUACAGGAGAGCCAGGGCCCGCCGAAUGCUCUGCUGGUCGGUAUGGGUACCGUCGGUAUUGUUCUUUGCACAAUCGGAUAUUGGUUGUAG
Messenger RNA from Orbilia oligospora ATCC 24927, 522 nucleotides. RefSeq lists its product as uncharacterized. The coding region runs from base 1 to 522 and encodes 173 amino acids. The record is from RefSeq and is a predicted model, not a curated record. Lineage: Eukaryota; Fungi; Ascomycota; Orbiliomycetes; Orbiliales; Orbiliaceae. The transcript is spliced from 2 exons.